Eruca vesicaria subsp. sativa (arugula) is the source of this 1090-nucleotide messenger RNA. NCBI's taxonomy places the organism in Eukaryota, Viridiplantae, Streptophyta, Magnoliopsida, Brassicales, Brassicaceae. The record is from the annotation of a GenBank genome assembly.
AGAGCACAUGCAAUGGGGGUACAUGCAGGGUCCUUAGCGGUUAAACAUAUGGUACGUGGCGUGUUUUGGUUCGAUGGGAGAAUGUUUACGGUUUGGUAAAGGAAGCACUUUUGGUCAUUCUCGACCGAAGGAAAGAAAAAAAAAAAGCUCUGCGACGAGAGAAAGGCGAUUCCGAUUAACACGACACCAAGGCGAUUCCGAUUAAGAAAGAGGGUGACUCGAGACCGACUGUUGAACAAGGUUAACAAUUAUGGGACAAGAUUAUUCAUACAGCCAGCCUUCGUCAUCAUCAGAGUCGAUUGACAUUACCUCCCUUCUACAAGAAGAAGCGGACUUGUAUGCAGAUGAAGGUCAGAGCACCUACAAUAAUCCAGAACCAUUUGAGUAUCCAACUCAGCCAGAGGCAGAUCAAGGAAUCCCGACGUUAUGCUACUGUGGUGGUGACACUGUGCUUGCAACAUCCUCCACUCGUAAACAUCCCGGCAGGAGAUACAUCACGUGCUUGAACGAGGAUGAUGGAGACUGCCACAUCUGGAAAUGGUGGGAUGUGGCAGUCAUGGAGGAGAUUAGCGACUUCCAGAGGCAACUUAGGGUGCUUAAGGAGGAAGGCAAUUCGACUGAGCAUAAGCUGAUGCUGGUGGAGAAGAGUUUAUUUGAGUUAUCAAACCGGAAAUUAGGAGUUAAGCUAAUGGGAGUGAGCAGAAGCUGGUGGUGUGUAUUGGUUUUCUUAGUCUUCGUGUUGUUGUUUCUGCGUGGACUAGCUUCAAAGGAGAGUGUCUCAAAGCAACACUGUCUUAACUAACAAGGGUCAGCAGUAGGUCGUGGGAAGGAAGUCACGGGUGUAUGAAGUGAAGGUUGAAAGAAGUCACGGGUGAAUGAAGGCUUUUGUUGUUUACCUCAAGUGAAGGAAGUCACGGGUUUAUCUAAUAUGUUAUAUAAGUAGUUUCUCUGGUUGUCUCUAGCUAUGUAUCUCCUUUUUAUCUUUGUAUCCUCUCCAUCAAAACUUGUCUUUGUUUCCUCUCCAUCUAUCAUGUUCCUGGAUCUUGUAAUGCUUUCGUUUUAGAACAAGAAGUUGAUUAUAUUGCUUGGC